AAUCAGCUCAUUCAACAGUUGAAGUCCAUCAACACUGCGCCCCCUCCUCUAUUUGAGAAGACGUCGAAUAAGUUCGAUCCCCUCACGGGAGUUGGAAUUUCUUCUGCUCUUCAAGAAUGUAUUUCGAAGUUUUACGCUGGAGUCCAGAAUGCUCGGGAAUGUUGUGGAAGAUACGAGCAAGUGGAUUUGGACUCGCAGUCGGAACGAAUCAGAGAGUCAUUGGCGGCUGAAUUGUUUGAUGUCAUCGAAAGGUUGUCGAAUCUGCAUCCCAACACCAGCGGUAAUGUCUCGGUGGACGAGCUGUCAAGAACCAGACUAUGUCUCGCUCUUCUUCAUUGCGAUUCCGCAUCAUUUUGUCAGGCCAUGAACAAAGACGGGGAACGCAUUGCUGCUGCAAGUCGUCUCCUAAACGCUGCCGCAGAGGACUCAUUAAGGAUUGCAGUAGUAAGGGAAGUGUGCGCCGUCUGUGGAAAUUGUGAUUACAUUAUAGCCCUCGGGGAAAUUUUUACUAUGGGUGAUAAUUUCAUUUUUUACUUUAAAGUGAGAUUGUAUUUGAUCCCAGGAUAA
This is a messenger RNA of Haemonchus placei, 567 nucleotides long. Lineage: Eukaryota; Metazoa; Nematoda; Chromadorea; Rhabditida; Trichostrongylidae. The record is from the annotation of a GenBank genome assembly.